AUGUCUCUUCUGCCGUCCACAAUCUCAAUGUGGUGUUUGUUUAAUGUCUGCUUGCGCAAGACAUUAAACAAGUUCGAAGUUCGAAGGAACCCAGGAGAACCCCCUCUUGUACCGGGCCACCUGAUUUGGGGCAACGGGGCAGAGUUUGCAAAAGAUGCAGUUUCCUACUUACUGGACUGCAAAAAAAGAUUCGGUAACGUCUUCACCAUCCGACUGUUGAACACGCACAUGACACUCCUCAUGGAUCACAAUGAUUAUGAAAACUUGGGCAAGGAGAGAAAUUUUGAUUUUGAUCCAAUCCAGAAGCAGGUUAACUGGAAUGUGUUUCACUUUAUCUUGAAAGAUCCUCGUAAGAUGAUGAAGGAGACGGGAAAGUGGGUGAAGGGCAAGUCCUUGCUUGGAAACCUCACUACUUUCCUGGCCAACCUCAACAUCGCUUUCGAAAAAGUGGUCACUUUGAAUGAAAAAAAUAUGAACGCUGUCGGCAACGAAAAGAUAAUGAAUGGAAAUAUUAAAAGUGAAAAAAUUCAUACCAACACUGGAAUAAUUCAAAACGGUAACGAAGAUGUUGGGCUGGAUCUUAAAAGUAUUAUGGAUGGGUCAAAGAUUGAUAAACGUUUGGAGCAGUAUCACGUUGGUUUGGACGCUAAAAAUUAUUUGAAUAGGAAAUGUCCUUUUUCAAAUGUAAACAGCAAAAUGAUGCGAGUGAAUGCUGACCUCAAAGAGAAGCUGAUUGCUGAUGACAGCCAGGAGUGGUUCCAGUCAGGUCUUCGCAUUUUCGCCUGCAACACCAUGUUCUCUGCAAUCUUCAACACCAUCUUUGGGUUUAGUGACGACAACGUGUUCAGUUACAAAAAAGCUUUUUCACAUUUUGACGUCUUCCAUAAAUAUUUCAAUUACUUCUGGCUUGGUCUCCCGAAAAUAUUUUUCCCCGAAGCAGUGUCCGCACUGGAGCAACUGCUGACAUUUCCUGAAGCUGACGAGUUGUUGCAGAGGGAUGAUCUUUCACCUUACGUCAGGAACGCCAUCUACCACAUGAGGAACAGUGGACAAACUGAUGGAGAUAUUAAGGGACACAAUUUGGUUUUCCUGCACGUCAAUUACAACACGUUUCGCAUUUCCUUCUGGAUCCUCUACUACAUCAUCACCAAUGACGACGCCAGGCAGGCGCUGCAGGACGAGAUGACCCAACUAUUCGAAUCGAAAUAUGACCCGGAAUCGAAAACCGUCAAAUUGAGCAUUAAAGAUAUCGACAACAUGGAAGUUCUUAAUAGCAUAGUUGAUGAAAGUUUCCGCAUGGCGAGUGGUGUCUUCAUGGUUCGAUACGUCGUACAGGACACGGACUUCAAAUCGUGCGAUGGCAAGACUUAUUCCAUCCGAGCUGGAGAUAAGGUGGCCAUCUAUCCACCUGCCAUCCAUAAGGACCCAGAACUCUUUGAUGAUCCUUCAGUAACAAAAUUUGAUUCUUUUAAUUUUUUACUGUUGAAGUUGUCAUUGCUGACAUUCAAGUACGAUCGUUUCUUAAAGGGAAACAAUGUCUCGUCGGAUGGCUCACCCCUUUCGAACGCGGUCAUGCCCUUUGGAAGUUUGUGCCCCGGUAAGAAGUUUGCCAUCCUGCAAACCAAAGUGUACGCCAUGUCUGUCAUCUCGAGAUUCAACUUCCAGAUGAUGCCUGGAGAGGUGGCUGAAAUUGAUAGCAGAUACCACGGCCAUGAAAUUCUUCCACCCGUCAAAGACGUUCAGGUCAAAUUUCGUCCCAUCUCCAACCCUUACAACAUUGCUAUCGUGGAGUAACGAUGAUGAUGAUGAUGAUAACGAGGAUGAUUGCAAUGAUGAAGAUGAUGAUGAUGUUAAUUGUGGUGAUGAUGGAAAAAUUUAAGAUUGUGAGAGUACGACUAACGAAGAAAGUCAUACAACAAUAUAUGUUGGGAAUUAUUGCUUUCUACAAACCAUCCCAGAAAUAUGACAUACCAUGUUUUUUGAGAUAAAUAUAUAUUCAACUUAAUAUAACAAGAUUAACAUGCAUCCAGUUGUAAAGAAAAUUCAAUAAACUGUUGAGAUUAUGCUUGCUACUGUUCUUGUUUCGUUGUUUUCGACAACUAAUUCGUUGUUAAUAAUGUUUGCUAAUUUUUCAGAUUUUGAAUAGUUAAAUGUUUUUCGCAUUUAAUUGAUAAAACGAUUUAAUUUACGUGAAUAAUGGCAGUUAUCAUGGUUUAAUGAUUUUGAUAGGAUAUGUUAAACGGUGAAAUUUGAAAAAAAACGAUUGUAUUAUUUAUUUAG
Molecule: messenger RNA, 2280 nt
Organism: Helobdella robusta
Lineage: Eukaryota; Metazoa; Annelida; Clitellata; Rhynchobdellida; Glossiphoniidae
Exons: 8
Coding region: 1-1794 (597 amino acids)
Biological process (GO): cholesterol homeostasis; bile acid biosynthetic process
Molecular function (GO): oxidoreductase activity, acting on paired donors, with incorporation or reduction of molecular oxygen; steroid hydroxylase activity; iron ion binding
Source: RefSeq, a predicted model, not a curated record